CAAGAAAACGACUGAACUCAAAAUGGAUAUCGAAUCCGACAAUUCCAUUUCCGAAUACUCCGAUUCAGAUGUAGACAGCGAAUACGACUUUUGUUGUAAACAAGAAGAAUCAAAUUCUUUGGGAUUACCAUUUGAUCCUACAUCCCUUGAAAAUAUAAUAUUAUCCCUUUGCGAUAAAUUUGACUUUCGUGUAAUUUUAAAUGAUAAUAGAGUAAAGGGCGCUGUCCUAGUUACAACUGGAUUAACAUUUGCUGGUACUUUGAUCGGUAGACAUUAUGGAGGAAAAUUUGGUGCUGCUGUAGGAGGGGCAGUUGGCGGCAUUUGUGGAGUUGGUAUCGUAGCUGUUUCGAUGCGUGACGUAUGGAAGGACAUAAAAGGUAAAUUGUCGGAGUUAUUCGAUAUCGUCUACGAUUACCUAGCUGGACUAGGAAUAGAAGAUUACAAAAAUGCUGCAACAUUCUUAAUGCAGCAUAGCAGUAACAGCAAACAACUUGCAUUGAUUAUUAUACAAGUGACUUCGGAUAUUCUUGGAAAAAAAGUUUUAUCUAGUUUAACAGCAGCUUAAUUUUUAAAUUAUAAUUUUUCUAAUAGUAUCAUUAUAAUUUGUAAUAGACAUUUUGAUACAUGACAUUUUUACAAAACUACUGAAUUGUAGACUUGACUUGAUGAGUUUUGACUAUUAUAGAUUGAAAAGAAUGUAGAUUUAGCUUAAGUUUAUUUUUAUUGUUCAUUUGUUAUAUUUGAAUGAAAAAAUGAUUGGAACUAUUUUAUUUAUUAACAAUGUCCCUUAAUAUAUUUUUUCUUUUUCAAUUUGUCUUUUUAUUUUAAUACACAAAUGCAAGUAUAAGUUUUAAAUCUGUUUUAACGACACUUUCUCUAUAUAGAUAAACUUAUAUCUUUAUUUAAUUAUUUUGGUCUGUCUGUAUUUUCUUCUAUAACCUCAUUCUUAUAAUUAUUAUAUAUUUUUCUUAUUUGUCCAAAAUAGUACCAAUAUCAAAUGCAUGUUGUAUUGGGAUAUGAUAUUAGGAAAUAUGUUAAAGAUAAAUAUUCUAUUAAUAAAAUUGUAUGAACGGUUUAAGUAUAUUUUGUAUUUAAUUAUAUUUAUAGAUUUUACUAAAUAGGGUAUUAAAUGAUUAUACGAGAACAAGAUAAAAAUAAAAUGUUUAUAAAAGUGUUUGUGCGUUCUACCUUUAUUUAAUAAAAAAAAUACCUGUUAAA
Messenger RNA from Melitaea cinxia (Glanville fritillary), 1218 nucleotides. RefSeq lists its product as uncharacterized. NCBI's taxonomy places the organism in Eukaryota, Metazoa, Arthropoda, Insecta, Lepidoptera, Nymphalidae. The transcript is spliced from 2 exons. The record is from RefSeq and is a predicted model, not a curated record. Bases 23 to 565 code for a protein of 180 amino acids.